GGUUUGUUAUAGACGUUAUAGUUUUCCAUUUUGCGUUGGUUUUCGUGAAGUGCAUUUGUGCUAAAAGCAUUUUUAUGUAGUAUUGAAGCAUUAGAAUUAAACAAAAAUGGAGAAAAGAAAGGAAUCUUUAAGUGACAAAAAACUGUGUAGAUUUUGUUUAACUCAGGACUCAUCAUUGACCAGUUUAUAUGAUCGAAGUCGGGACCCCAUAUUGGUGACCCUUCCUUUGAAAAUUAUGGCAUGCGUUUCUAUAGAGGUAUUUCCAUCAGAUAAAAUGCCCUCCUACAUCUGCGAGCGCUGCAGGGUCUUCAUGGACAUUUGCUAUGACUUCAAACAAAUUUGUCGGCGGGCCGAUGAGUCGUGCCUUCAGUUUGUCCAAAAUGGGGUCCCUAUCAGUUCUGUCAAUUGGCCUUCUCCACUUAUGAAGAUAUUUCAACUGACGAAAAGAACAGCGUCUAGGACAAUUAACACUGUAGUAGAAGGAGGAGCGACAAUCGCAGUUACAUCUCAAGAUAUGUUCGAAAAUGAUAAUGAAGAUGAAGAGACAUUCAACAUAAAGAUUAAUGCUUCUCGUGAUGGAUCCGAGCGUAUCAAAGUAACACCUAGUGGAGACAAAGAAAGUGCAUCUGUUAAAAAAGCAGGAUUUACGUCCGUGUCUAAAUUAUCACGGCACGUGAGGGCACACGCCGGCGACCGGGCGUACCCGUGCAAAUACUGCAACAAGAGCUUCGUAAAGUCGCAUCAUUACACCAGGCAUCUCCGCUUGAAACACGAGGAGCUGGUGCGGCAAGCGCUCGGGCGCGGCGACGAUGCGGAGUUCCGGUGCAAGCAGUGCACCGAGAGCUUCCGCACUCAGGACGAGCUGUACUACCAUUCUGCCAUCCACGCCACGCAGAACCUCACGUGCCCGCUCUGCCAGGAGAAGUUCGAGAACGUGGACGCCGUCACCACGCACAUCAGGACCCACGUCAAUGGAAUAGAGUUCAUGUGCGACUACUGCGAGUUGGUGUUCACGUCGAAGGAGAAGCUGGACGCGCACAUGAGCGCGGCGCACGACGACGAAGCUUGGCCUGGCAAGGAGAUGGAUGAGUCGUCGCUGGAGGCGGACGCGAUGGACGCGGACGUCGACGAUGACGACGAUGACAACGGACUCAAUGUUAAAGAGGAAGGCGACCACAUGGUGGUAGAAAUAAAGAAAGCGGAUGGCUAUAUGCUCAAGAAAAAAAUUGAAGUUGGACAAAUCAUUACUACUAACUCAUCAGGUUCAGGUGUGAGUGUGUACACAGACAGCGACGCGGUGGAGGGCGCGGAGGCGCCGCGCGAGCCCGCCUGGCGCCCGCCGCCCGCCACCAAGUCCGAGGCCACCUCCUCGCGCCUGCCCGCCGCCGACGAGAAGAUAAGCAUUUUGCGCAAGGCUGAGGCAAUGAAACGCAAGGCAGGUGUAAAAGAAGAAUCUGUUGUCCCCCAGAAGAAAGAGAGGGCCGCGAAGGUUGACAGCACCACCAACAACGCCGGCUCCAGCGACAAGUCUCUCCGCAUUCUGGAGAAGGAAUUACAAGAGCUCAAAAGGACAACUACAAGAGUAGAAGGCAAGCCGACAAAAGCAGGGGAAGUGAAGAGCAAACGGCAACCCGUUCAUACCUCCACACCAAAACUAAGAUCUGGCGACGACAAGAAAGCACAAGCUACGCCCAAGCUUACGACAUCAGUGGAAAAGAAGCCCGCGGAGCGCCGCAUUCUCAACAAGGAGCCUAAGGAGGCCGUGGCCAAGAACGCUGUCACGAGCUCGAAGGACGAGAAGAACGUCUCCAGCACCAAGGACGACAAAACCGUCGGGGACCGCGACGAACCCGCCAAGGACAACAGUGACAAGAAGACAAGCAGGGAAGAUGAAAACCCGCCCGAGAAAACCAAAGUGACCGACAAGAAUAUAGCCCAGAAAGAAGACAAAGGCGCCAGUAAAGAGGCCAAGGGUAAAGUUACGAAGGAGGACGUACCUAGCUCCAGCAAAAACGAAGCUAGCUCCAGCACCAAGACCGAAAAGAGCGCUCCCGCCAAGAGCGAAGACAAGACCGUCAAGAACGGCGACACGAGCGGCUCUGAAGACAGCUCAGUGCGUCGGUCAACUAGACCAUCGAAAAUUAAGAACUAUGCCAGCAUGAUCCGGGACAGAACACGAAUUAUUCGAGACGCGGAUGAUGAUGAAGAAGUUUCGGAUAUGGAAGAGGAAUUCGUUGGACCAGAGCCUGAUAGUCAAGAGUCGCCCGCGCGCAAGAGUCUGCCGAAGCGGCAAAAGUCGGCGACUCCCGCCCCCGCCACCGCCCCCGCCUCCUCCGCCGCCGCCGCCGCGAGCACGCCGGCCGCCACACCCGUCGCGCGGCGACGAGGGCGCCCGCGCAAGGACGCGACUCCAAAGGAAAGCUGUGAGGACGCAGAAGUAGACCCCCCAACGGUCAAGGAACCCGAGAAGAAACCAGAGGAACCCACCAAAGAACCUGAAGUUACGAAUAAUGAGAUUCCUACAGAACCCCAAACCACUCCGGUACAGGCAACGACGCCGCCAGCGAGCGCCGAGCCGCAAGCGAAUACUCUAAUGUCACCCACCGGACAACCAUUGAAAAAAGUGCCUGUAAAAGCCUUACCACCGGGAGUUAAGCCUUUGCCGCUGCCACUUAAUGCCAGACCAGGUGACCUGUGUCAAAUGCAAAUUGGAAAGAAAAUGGUGAAGGUGCAGAAGAUCGUUAUGACCAAGGCGGAAGUGGAAGCGAUGGCCAAGAAAGGGCUGUUGGAGUUAAAGGACGGGACCAUGGUGCUGAAGCAGGGCAUCAAGCUGCCGGGCGGCGAGCCGGCUGUCCUCCGGUCAGGGCUGGUUAGCCAAGGAGGUGAGUGACGCGCGAUUCGAAAAGUGUCAGCCACUCCAACGCGGUGUAAUUUUGAAGCCGACGAAGGAUAAUAACUUCUCUAAAAGAUCGAAAUAAUUAAUGUCUUCUUAAGCGUAUCAUCAGCUCUAGCAAAGAAUUACUGUGUAUCUACUCUACUACCACUCUCGAUGUGAUUCUAAAUAAUGAAUUUGCAUCUUAUUAGGUUAGACGCUUAGAUUAUGUUACUUUAUAUAAUAAUUAGUUAAGUUUACGGAAGUAUUUUUGUUUAAAAAUACCCUUUUAGACUGUGUGAAUCUUAUUUUGAAGAACGUAUUUGAACAAGAAUGUUUUAUACGUGUAAUUAUGUACGCUAAAUGUUAAAUACUAAAUAACAUAAUCAAGAACCGUAAAGAUCUUAUAUACUUGUGGAAGAUCAUUAUUACUACUACACACAUGAUUUCUUAUAGAAUAACUUAUGCAUCAUCAAGUAAUCUCACGGCUACUUUUUAAUGACACGACUUAUGGUUCAGUAUUUAUUGCAUUAUUUAGUUCUUUUCGUUUUGCGAUAGUAAUGCGGUUGUUCAUGUUGACACUUGGACAGUUUUCGUGAACAGAGCCUCUAAAAUCGAAAUCGCCUGCCAUUAAAAUCGAAUUCUCGUUAUCUGCCUUUCUACCGCUCUAAGAGCGAUAGAGAGGCAGAUAACGUAUUUUCCUUGCUCGCAGUAGGAUUUCAAUCAUAAUAUAGAUCGAUAUAAUCGGCUAUUUUUAAUUAUGAUUUUUUAUAAAUAUGUCGACUAAGUUAUACCGAUACAUAUACGAGUACCUUGAUGGUCUCAACAGAAAAUAAGUAAUGUUCAUCAGUAGGGAUGAUGACACAUGUUGAAUUUUAUUACAAAAUCUAGUAACAUAGAUAGCAAAUGAGCAAUUUAUCACAAAAAAAUAUUGUAAGGCAAUAUACAUAAACGCAAUAUUUCACCGACAAAAACGCAAUUUUUUUAUGUUGUCCAUACAUUCAAAAUGGGCUCUCAGUGAACUUUGGUGAACUUGACGUCACGUUCACUUAUCGUUUUGUUAGAAGCGUUUCGCGAGUGAAGUACGACUGUCGGGCUUAGACUAUCAUUUCUGACUUUUGUAUUGCUUUAAUGCAAUGGGUCCCAUAUAGACAUUUGAUCCUAAAAAUAACACUGAUCGAUUGAUAUCAUUAAUAAAAAUUUGUCAUCUAGCCUAUUGUUGUAAGUACAAGUCUUUCAAGCGGCAAUAUACUUGCGCUCGCAAGCAGACAGCGCCCCGGCCUCGUCUCGUGAGGCCCCGCGCCGCUAAAUGUCAUUUAUAUUAUUAAUAAAUAUUAUGAUUAUGUUGUCUGUAAUCGAGUAAACUAAGGAUGAUCCAUAUUAAUGCAAAAUACCUAAUUAUUUAAAUUAAUGUGAAACAUGUAAUAUUUUUGUUUUGUACUUUAUAUUAUGUACAUUCAUUUGUUUAGAUAGAGUUAGACCAAGAAAAGUAUGCAGCAAUUUUGAUAGCAUACGCAGUGCAGGUGUUAUUUUAAACGUCAAACGUCUAUGAAAUUAUGACGUAUAAAUAGCACUUGCACUGCGUGUGCUAUCAAAAUCGCUGCAGACUUUUUUUGGUGUAACUCUAGUAAG
Molecule: messenger RNA, 4504 nt
Organism: Cydia strobilella
Lineage: Eukaryota; Metazoa; Arthropoda; Insecta; Lepidoptera; Tortricidae
Product: RE1-silencing transcription factor-like
Exons: 24
Coding region: 107-2890 (927 amino acids)
Biological process (GO): regulation of transcription by RNA polymerase II
Cellular component (GO): nucleus
Molecular function (GO): zinc ion binding; RNA polymerase II cis-regulatory region sequence-specific DNA binding; DNA-binding transcription factor activity, RNA polymerase II-specific
Source: RefSeq, a predicted model, not a curated record